Molecule: messenger RNA, 192 nt
Organism: Bipolaris victoriae FI3
Lineage: Eukaryota; Fungi; Ascomycota; Dothideomycetes; Pleosporales; Pleosporaceae
Exons: 1
Coding region: 1-192 (63 amino acids)
Source: RefSeq, a predicted model, not a curated record
AUGUCUAACCAUGCUACGCGAGAUGCGACAGUCAUUCUGACCGAUAGUAACAACUGGACAUCGUGGUAUCGCCAACUUAAAAUCAAAUGUGAAUCACUAAAGAUUUGGGCACUCGUAGAUCGCUAUAUAAAAUUAGAUCUUAUAGCUAGGCUCAUUCUUACUAGUACCCUUUAUAACUCUACUUUAACCUAA